AUGUCGAAAUCGCCACCACUAGAAUUUGGCAGAGAGUACAUUACCUGUGACGGUCCUGAUUGCAAUGUUUUAGCGCCCAAGAAACGGUGCUCUCAGUGUCGCACUGUCUUUUACUGCAGCGUCGCUUGUCAAAAAAAGCACUGGGUGGUAGAACACAAGACUUAUUGUAUGGAUACGAAUAAAUUCAAGACCAGAAUGCUGACUUUGGGAGAUGGAGAAAUCCCACAAGCUCGUGGGGAAUUGAAGGAGGGGCAAGACAAACAGGACUGUGCCAUUUGUCUGCGUCAUCCGAUGGUGGAUCCAUAUGUUUUGCCUUCAUGUGGACAUGCAUUUUGCUUUAGCUGUUUGGCGGAAUGGCAGAAUACGGUCAAGAAUAACGCAGCCGCACCAGCAUAUCCCUCGUUACCAGACGAAUCCAAAAAGCCGAAACUCAAUUGUCCCGCCUGUCGAGCCGAGACACCGGAUGUCCAAGACUCCAUUCUCCAAAAGGCACGACUCUUGGCAGCGAGGGCCAACAAUCGCAAGACAUCAGAAUCCGAGAAGAUUACUCUGAGACGAGAGGCACUGGCCGAACUCGAUCAAUUGGAAAAGAAGGGCCGUCCACCAGUUGAAGAAGUAGUGACUCCCGUAGACGUGCAGAUUUCUUGCCAGCGACUCGCUACUAGAGCCGAGCUGUUGUUGUCGCUUCAAGAGCCGGAAAAAGCCAAGGAAGAACUUCUUUGGUUGCAAGAUCUGACCAAGUUGGCGGCCACGAAUCGUGAAGAGUUCAAUUCCAUGGUCAAGCAAGGAGAAGCACUCACGGCACAAGGGAAGGAAGACGAAGCCGAAGAGGUGCUUCAGAAACUGGACGAGUAUAAAGCAAAGCGCAAUACUUUGUCACUGUUGAACUUUAGCUUCGAUGUCUAUGCUAUGCUGGCAAGAGCCGAAGAAAUGAUGGAGAAUUGGGAAGCUGCCAAGUUAAUGUACUUUGCAAUGAUGGAGAACAUGACUGACCAUACCACAGCAACCCCUCCCCAACAACGAGAGAUGUACAUGGGAAUGUGCCGUGUUGCUUAUCACCUCAAGAGGUAUGACAAGGCUUUGGCGGCAGGAGAAGUGGUCCUGGAAAUGAAUCGACACUUUCCGUUUUGCCACAAGUACAUUGCGCUCAGUCAAAAGGCAAUGGGAGACAUGGAUGCUGCCAAAGUGACAAUGGCUCGAGCUUUAGUCUAUGAGGCACCGUGGGAUGAUCAGCAUCAUGAACAAGUCCUUGAGCUGUAUCGUGAAAUUGUAGGUGAAGAGCCAGAAGUAAAGAGCAGCUGA
Cylindrotheca closterium is the source of this 1302-nucleotide messenger RNA. Lineage: Eukaryota; Bacillariophyta; Bacillariophyceae; Bacillariales; Bacillariaceae. The record is from the annotation of a GenBank genome assembly.